Closterium sp. Yama58-4 is the source of this 1251-nucleotide messenger RNA. NCBI's taxonomy places the organism in Eukaryota, Viridiplantae, Streptophyta, Zygnematophyceae, Desmidiales, Closteriaceae. The record is from the annotation of a GenBank genome assembly.
AUGGUGAAGUUACCCUGGUUUGGGCCUGUGGCUGAUGUCGUGGUGGCACCCUCUGCGCUCGGCAGCACGGCUGCCUCUGCUAUUCUCGUGCUUACCUUCCCUGGGCAGGAGGGAAUGAAGGAGAAGGGGAUGGUGAAGCUGCCGUGGUUUGGACCUGUGGCUGAUGUCGUGGUGGCGCCUAGUGCUCUCGGCAGCACAUGUGCCGUCCUCGUGCUCACCUUCCUCGUGCUCACCUUCCUCGUGCUCACCUUCCCGAGACAGGUCCACCUGUACGACGAGCCAGGCAUGGAGCAGCACCUGCCUCUCUCUCACUACCCACCCCUUCCCACCCCUUCCCACUCCUUGCCGCCCCUUCCCACUCCUCGCCACCAGGUCCACCUAUACGACGAGCCCGGCAUGGAGCAGCAUCUAGUGAUCCCAUGCAAUGCCGUGGCGUUUGAGAAUCCGAAGUCUGCGGUUACCACCGGCAGACUCAUGCUCGCCCCCUGGGGCAGGCAUGCCUCACAUGUGCUCUCCCAGGUGAGACUCCGGCACAAAGUGGCCCAUGGCGGGGGGCUCAUUCGGCCAACAACCAGUCUAUAUCUCCUCUCCCCCCUCUCCAUCCCCUCUCAGCUGCCCCGUGUGUCGCAGACCCGCUGUCCCUCUGCUCUCUCCCACGGCACAAAGUGGCCCGUGGCAGGGGUCUCACCCAAUGCCCCUCGGCUCUCUCCCACGGCACCAAGUGGCCGAUGGCGGGGGGAUCAUUCCGCCAACAACCAGUGUAUAACUGUCCCUGCCUUCCCCCUCUCCCCCCACUCCACCCAUUCGCAGCUGCCCCGUGUAUCACAGACCCGCUGUCCCUCUGCUCUCUCCCACGGCACAAAGUGGCCCGUGGCGGGUGGUUCAUUCGGCCAGCAGCCAGAGAUCUCUCCAGAGGACGGGCUGUGCCUCUACAUCUCGGGCCACCGCAACGGCGUCACUCACGUUUCCGAUAAUCGCCAGCAGCCAGAGAUCUCUCCAGAGGACGGGCUGUGCCUGUACAUCUCAGGCCACCGCAACGGCGUGACCCAUGUUUCCGAUGUCUCAACACCGCUGAUUGUCCCACUGGCCUCGGCUCCUGCUCACCUGAACCAUAGAGUCCUAUCCCUCCUCCCGCCUUCCCCUCCACAACAGGCUGAUGAUCAGCCGAGCUACACGGCAGUAACAGCGGUGGACUUCUGUGCGGUAUCAGCGCUGUUGCUGGUGGGGCAUGAGGACGGGCUGGUGGAGUAA